Messenger RNA from Orycteropus afer afer, 1083 nucleotides. Lineage: Eukaryota; Metazoa; Chordata; Mammalia; Tubulidentata; Orycteropodidae. The record is from RefSeq and is a predicted model, not a curated record.
AUGGAAGAACUUACAGCGUUCGUCUCCAAGUCUUUUGACCAGAAAGUGAAGGAGAAGAAAGAGGCAAUCACAUACCGGGAGGUGCUGGAAAGCGGGCCGCUGCGCGGGGCCAAGGAAGCGCCCGGCUGCGCUGAGCCCGGCCGCGACGACCGCAGCAGCCCAGCAGUCCGGGCGGCCGGCGGAGGCGGUGGCGGCGGAGGAGGAGGCGGAGGCGGAGGCGGAGGAGGCGGAGGAGGUGUAGGAGGAGGAGGAGCAGGCGGAGGAGCAGGAGGAGGGCGCUCUCCUGUCCGGGAGCUGGACAUGGGCGCCGCGGAGAGAAGCAGGGAACCCGGCAGCCCGCGGCUCACCGAGGGUAGAAUGAGGUCUAAGCAUGCUAAAAUCUGGGCUAUGUUCUUUCUCCCGGCCGAUGCCUUUAGGUUCCAUUUUGGGGUUUUGUCCCCGGAGCUGAAGGAUCGCAAAGAGGAUGCAAAAGGGAUGGAGGACGAAGGUCAGACUAAAAUCAAGCAGAGGCGAAGUCGGACCAAUUUCACCCUAGAACAACUCAACGAGCUGGAGAGGCUAUUUGAUGAAACCCACUACCCUGACGCCUUCAUGCGCGAGGAGCUAAGCCAGCGGCUGGGCCUGUCCGAGGCCCGUGUGCAGGUUUGGUUUCAAAACCGAAGAGCUAAAUGUAGAAAACAAGAAAACCAGCUCCAUAAAGGUGUCCUCAUAGGAGCUGCCAGCCAGUUUGAAGCUUGUAGAGUUGCACCCUAUGUCAAUGUAGGUGCUUUAAGGAUGCCAUUUCAGCAGGAUAGUCAUUGCAACGUGACGCCCUUGUCCUUUCAGGUUCAGGCGCAGCUGCAGCUGGACAGCGCCGUAGCGCACGCGCACCACCACCUGCACCCGCACCUGGCCGCGCACGCGCCCUACAUGAUGUUCCCGGCACCGCCCUUCGGACUGCCGCUCGCCACGCUGGCGGCCGACUCGGCUUCGGCCGCUUCGGUGGUAGCAGCAGCCGCCGCCGCCAAGACCACCAGCAAGAACUCCAGCAUUGCCGAUCUCAGACUGAAAGCCAAAAAGCACGCGGCUGCCCUAGGUCUGUGA